AUGGAUCUCAUUCCAGAUUUUGAUCAAUGUUGUGAUUCCUUGCAGACUUUAACUCUGGAAUUGGGACUUGAUGCAGAAUAUAUGCAAGCGUACAACCAUCAAUUCCUCAGCCGAUUCUACUUGGCUCCGGAUACACGUGACUACGUCAUCCAGUGGAUGAUACUGGUAAAAAUACUUUGGUGGAAAGGUAUUCCAACGCGAAUUUUGCAUGCAGCUGUAGGUCUGAUGGAUCUGUACACCUGGCUUCGACCCAUAACACGGCAAGACUAUCAGUUAUUGGCCCUGGCAGCAAUUACAAUGUCUAUUCGCACCAGAUCGCCUAAUAUCCAAAUAAAUCAUUUUGAUCUUUGCACUACCGCUAAUCACGUAUACACACAGGGUCAGAUUUUAAGAAUGGAAGAAAUGUUAAGAGAGUGCAUUGGAAGGAGGAUUAAUUUUCCAACACCGCAUAGAUUCCUUGACCUCUAUUUGUUCGGUCUCACCGAGUUUACAGCUUCCAUGCUGGAAUGGAGUAGAAAAGCUUGCAAUUACAUCUUCGAAUUGGGUCUGUGUCAGGACUACCUGUGUCGAUACUCCGCCAGUUUGCGCUGCUGCGCAGUGCUUUAUCUCAUUCGUCAGAUCCUACGACUGAGGUGUGACUGCUCGCCUGAAUGCCCUCAUCACUUUAUGCCAGCAUGGACAACUACCCUAGUAAGAUUUACAGGUCACAGAGAGACCAUGAAUCUGAAGAGGCUAGCUAAAUUCUAUGGUCAAAUUCUCCUCUCCAUUGAGGAGGAGGUCAUUCCACACUAUCUGGCCCAUCACACGAACGUACAAUACACGGUAUGUCAAGUGCAGCUCUCUGAUAGUAGUUAG
Echinococcus granulosus is the source of this 855-nucleotide messenger RNA. RefSeq names its product Cyclin-B1-1. The transcript has 4 exons. The coding region runs from base 1 to 855 and encodes 284 amino acids. Gene Ontology annotation, biological process: regulation of cyclin-dependent protein serine/threonine kinase activity; mitotic cell cycle phase transition. Gene Ontology annotation, cellular component: cytoplasm; cyclin-dependent protein kinase holoenzyme complex; centrosome. Lineage: Eukaryota; Metazoa; Platyhelminthes; Cestoda; Cyclophyllidea; Taeniidae. Gene Ontology annotation, molecular function: cyclin-dependent protein serine/threonine kinase regulator activity. The record is from RefSeq and is a predicted model, not a curated record.